Molecule: messenger RNA, 1022 nt
Organism: Engraulis encrasicolus (European anchovy)
Lineage: Eukaryota; Metazoa; Chordata; Actinopteri; Clupeiformes; Engraulidae
Gene: hdhd2
Product: haloacid dehalogenase-like hydrolase domain containing 2
Exons: 8
Coding region: 104-889 (261 amino acids)
Biological process (GO): dephosphorylation
Molecular function (GO): phosphatase activity
Source: RefSeq, a predicted model, not a curated record
CGAGAAGGACCCCUUCAGUAUUGUUUACGUUUUCAUGCCAUUCAUUCAACCGAUGUGCGUUUCCUCCGUACAGUCUGUCCCAACUACACUAUAGCGGCUGGCUAUGGCAACUCGCCGGGCACUGAAGGCUGUUCUCAUUGACCUGAGUGGCACGCUCCACAUAGAGGACGCGGCGGUGCCUGGGGCACAGGAGGCUCUGGCGAGGUUGAGGAGUGCCCCAGUUGCGGUGAAGUUUGUCACAAACACCACUAAGGAAUGCAAGCGGAACUUGCUGGAACGCCUCCACAAGUUAAACUUCGACAUCAAGGAGCAGGAGAUUUUCACCUCACUGACAGCAGCUCGCAACCUGCUGGAGCAGAGGAAAGUGCGCCCCCUGCUGCUGGUAGAGGACAGUGCCUUGGAGGACUUCUCAGGUAUCGAGACAUCAGAUCCCAAUGCUGUGGUGAUCGGACUGGCACCUGAGCACUUUAAUUAUCAGAUGCUCAACAAUGCUUUUCGACUCAUCCUGGAUGGCGCCCCCCUCAUUGCCAUCCACAAAGCGCGGUACUACAAGCGUAAGGACGGGCUGGCUCUGGGGCCGGGCCCGUUUGUCACGGGUCUGGAGUACGCCACCGACACCAAGGCCACCGUGGUGGGCAAGCCGGAGAGGACCUUCUUCCUGGAGGCGCUCAGGGACCUGGGCUGCACACCAGAGGAGGCCAUCAUGAUCGGAGACGAUGCAAGGGAUGAUGUGGGAGGUGCUCAGAACACCGGGAUGCGUGGGAUACUUGUGCAAACGGGCAAAUACAGAGCUGGAGAUGAGGGUAAGAUCAGCCCAGCGCCAUACCUGACCUGUGAGAGUUUCCCUCAGGCAGUGGAGCACAUUCUUCAAACCCUCAAGGCUGACUGACACUUCUGUUGAAGGAGGAGAUUGUGCACAUCCCAGACUCGUACUCCCUCUCCCAGGCUGCAUACUUCUCCUUCAGGUUCCUGGCUGAGGGUUUGGUGUGAGUGAUGACUUCCAGGAAGUCUGCCGUGGUCAC